Molecule: messenger RNA, 444 nt
Organism: Prorocentrum cordatum
Lineage: Eukaryota; Dinophyceae; Prorocentrales; Prorocentraceae
Source: the annotation of a GenBank genome assembly
AUGGCCGAGCAGAUGCUGACCAACGAGCCCGUGCAGGACUCCUCUGCAGGACGACUCGCCAGCGCCGGCUCCCCGCGCCUGGACAGAGGGAAUCGUGCUGGACUGGGAACCGACGCCACGGAAGAGUCGCCGACGCCCUACACGGAGAGCGACUCAACGGAGAAGGCCGAAGAGCCCGUGAGGGUGAAGGAUCUUCUCCGGGACAUGAAGGGGCCGCGACGGACGUGCAGGCGCACGCCGAAGGUGAUCAAGCGCGAGGGGCAGCACGGGAAGAAGAUGCAGCCGCCCGCCGAGGCGGGCGCUCGCUGGGUGACGCCAGCCUGGCAGGCCAAGCAGGACGAGACGUGGGCGGCCAAGGCGGCGCAGCGCGCGGCGGAGACGGGCAAUCGGGCAUGCUUGAACCUAGCCGAGCUGUCGAAGCGCUCAGAGGAGCACGAGGCAGCG